This is a messenger RNA of Sugiyamaella lignohabitans, 993 nucleotides long. RefSeq lists its product as uncharacterized. The record is from RefSeq and is a predicted model, not a curated record. Lineage: Eukaryota; Fungi; Ascomycota; Dipodascomycetes; Dipodascales; Trichomonascaceae. The coding region runs from base 1 to 993 and encodes 330 amino acids. The transcript has a single exon.
AUGACUACUAUUCCUUCAACCUUCACUCAGGCAUUGGUGAGAUCAGUCAAGAAAACACCUUACACUUCGCAAUUGAUUACAAAGAUUCAAAAAAAUCGCAAAACUCUGGGUGAUACACUUUUCUUUGAUGUACUAAUACGUGACGUCGGUCAUGUUGACCCCACUCUAUAUCCUCCCAAGGAUUUGGAAACACUAUUGUUAUUAAUACAGAAGAUCGAGUCCCAGGACACUCCCAACCGUGUUCAUCAGGCUGUUUUAAUUUUUUAUUUAUUCCUGGAUUACCCUUUAUCCCUCACCAAUCAUGAAUCACUGGCAAACUACUAUGCCGAAGAAGUGGGCAUUCCUACUGGCUACAGAGAGCUGAUAACAGGAUUUUGGUAUAUGGAUCAAAUAGAUUUUGACAAUGCGUUAUUACACCUCGGCCACCCAGAGGCUUUGCCUACGUAUCACGACAAAAUUUUUGCAUCAUUCAUAAAAACUGCCGCUAGCAAUAACAGUAGCACGAGUACACCGAAUUCGUCAGCCCAGAUUCUCGCUUACUUCACGGCUAAAAGCCCUAGACUAGUUUCCUCAGAGACGAUAGAACAUUAUGUGGAUAGCCUUUUGGAAGUAUCUCUGUUUUCAGCAUUGCGAUUUGUACGAUCAGUGUCACCAAGCAUCCAGCCUGUGUUAUUCCGUCGUAUUAUCAUGAACACGCUAUCGGAUCCCAGAUCAGAAGUUCGCAAGAAAAAUAUUUGGCGACUCGCCAACCUCCCCUUAACAGAUAGUGAGUCUGUACUGUUUAAAGACUAUUUGCUGGAGAUCAGCAAAGAGCAUCCUGACACUACAGUUUCGUCGUUUGCUAAGGAUGUCCUCAUUGUGCGAUCCUUACACACAGGUGACGUCCAUACUUCAAAAGCAAUUUCUGAACUACCUAAUCCCAAUCCUGCUUCAACAAAACCGCCUAGAGUAGAAUGGAACGACAUUACGCGUGGCAUUAAACUCAGUAAUUAA